Nerophis ophidion (straightnose pipefish) is the source of this 1330-nucleotide messenger RNA. Its product is annotated as glutamine synthetase-like. The coding region runs from base 146 to 1267 and encodes 373 amino acids. Lineage: Eukaryota; Metazoa; Chordata; Actinopteri; Syngnathiformes; Syngnathidae. Gene Ontology annotation, cellular component: cytoplasm. Gene Ontology annotation, molecular function: glutamine synthetase activity. The record is from RefSeq and is a predicted model, not a curated record. The transcript has 6 exons.
GCGCCUCGGCGGUUAUAAAACUCGCGUAGGGGGACGAUACAGGCCGAUUGAUACCUGAAGAGUCGCUCUCCCUCUCCCUCGUCCACGCUCGUGCACGUCUCACCUGCGCGCGUGCCUGAGCCCCUCCAGGUCUGGAGUCGUGACCAUGUCCACCUCAGCCAGUUCCAAGCUGAACAAGGUCGUCAAGCGCCAGUACUUGGACCUCCCCCAGGGAUCCCGGGUCCAGGCCAUGUACAUCUGGAUCGACGGCUCCGGAGAGGGUCUCCGCUGCAAGACCAGAACUCUGGACUCAGAACCCAAAACUGUUCAAGAUCUUCCGGAGUGGAACUUUGACGGCUCCAGCACGUACCAGUCGGAGGGCUCCAACAGCGACAUGUUCCUGGUCCCGGCCGCCAUGUUCAGAGACCCCUUCAGGAAGGACCCCAACAAGCUGGUCCUCUGCGAGGUGCUGAAGUACAACCGCCAGGCCGCAGAGAGCAACCUGCGGGGGAGCUGCAGGCGCGUGAUGAGCAGGGUAGCCAGCGAGCAGCCCUGGUUUGGGAUGGAGCAGGAGUACACCCUGCUGGGCACGGACGGACACCCCUUCGGAUGGCCCAAGAACGGCUUCCCGGGCCCGCAAGGUCCGUACUACUGCGGCGUGGGCGCCGACAAGGCGUACGGGCGCGACAUCGUGGAGGCUCACUACCGAGCGUGUCUCUACGCCGAGGUCCAGAUCUGCGGCACCAACGCUGAAGUCAUGCCCGCCCAGUGGGAGUUCCAGGUGGGGCCGUGUGAGGGCAUCCACAUGGGCGACCAUCUGUGGGCGGCACGCUUCAUCCUGCACAGAGUCUGCGAGGACUUUGGCGUGGUCGUCUCCUUCGAUCCCAAACCCAUCCCGGGAAACUGGAACGGUGCCGGCUGCCACACCAACUUCAGCACCAAGGACAUGCGCCGGGAAGGCGGGCUCAAAGUCAUCGAGGACGCCAUCGAGCGGCUGGCCAGGCGACACCGCUACCACAUCUGCGCCUACGACCCCAAAGGCGGGCUGGACAACGCCCGGCGCCUGACGGGACAACACGAGACCUCCAACAUCGAGCAGUUCUCGGUGGGCGUGGCCAACCGCGGCGCCAGCAUCCGCAUCCCGCGCAGUGUGGGCCAGGACAAGAAGGGCUACUUCGAGGACCGCCGGCCCUCCGCCAACUGUGACCCGUACAGCGUGACCGAGGCGCUGGUGCGCACCUGUUUGCUGAAGGAGGAGGGGGAGGAGCCUGUGGACUACAGCCAAUGACACGCCCAUGAUCAUGUCACCUGUUGCCACUUUUCUGCCCUAAUAAACUUUCAUUUCUAUUAA